UCCUCCAUUUCUUUUUCUUCUCUCUUCUUCUUCUUCUUCUUCUCCUUCUCUCUCAUGAGAGAAAUACUACAGAGGAAGGGAAGAAAAAGAGACAAGAGGAGGAGCUACUAGCUUAUUAUCUAGCCAUGAAGAACACCAUCAGAUGCUGCAUAUCUUGCAUUCUUCCAUGCGGGGCCCUAGACGUGAUUCGAAUAGUUCAUACUAAUGGCCGAGUUGAAGUGAUUAGUGGAAGCAUCAAAGCAUCAGAAAUCAUGAAAUUGCAUCCAAAACAUGUUCUGAAGAAGCCUUCUUCAUCAUCAUCAGAAGAUCAAGGUUGUUGUCCUAAGAUUGUUAUAGUUCCUCCUGAUGCAGAACUCCAACGUGGGAAGAUUUACUUUCUCAUGCCAGUUCCUCCUUCAGCUCCUCAGAAGAAUCAGAAGAGUUCGCGUUCAAGAUCUUCAUCAUCAUCAUCCUCAUCAUCAUCAAGGAGGAAAAAGAGAGAGGCUGCUGAUCAAAAUAAUGCGAAUAGUAAUAACAAUAGCAGUAUUUCCAUGACAAAUCUUCUCCUUUCUGAUCGGUAUUUGAGCGAGAUUUUAUCAGAAAAGAUAUCAACUCAAAGGGAUCGAAGGAGAGGCCGUGCUGGCAUUUGGAGACCACACUUAGAGAGCAUUUGUGAGACAUCAAGUGAACCAUGAGUAAUCACCGGUUAUUUUUUCCUUUUAUUUUUGUUUCCAAAUUUUCCAGUAUAAGAUUAUUAGGGUUCUCAAUCUUGAACUCACUUUUAUUUCUUCUGCAUAUUUUGUAUAUAAGGAUAUAAGAAUAUGAAAAAGUAAAAAGAGUAAAAAAUAGGAUCCCGUUUGCCAAAUUUGUGUUGUUCAUGUUUGAGAAUUGGACUGAAGAGCUUUUGUUUUUGUUUUUUAGGUUCUUGGUAGCACUAGAAAAUUCUCAUAAAAUAGGCCAGGCUCUGGGAAUGUAAUGUUGUUCAAUCUUUACUACAGCUUUCCAAAUUCCGGUAAUCUGGAGAUUAUGUAAUCUUGUGAUGUGGAUGGAUGCAAGAGCUGUGGAGUUUUAGAGUUCUAUAAAGAGAUCAAUUAGC
This is a messenger RNA of Coffea eugenioides, 1075 nucleotides long. RefSeq lists its product as uncharacterized. Bases 126 to 674 code for a protein of 182 amino acids. The record is from RefSeq and is a predicted model, not a curated record. The transcript has a single exon. Lineage: Eukaryota; Viridiplantae; Streptophyta; Magnoliopsida; Gentianales; Rubiaceae.